This is a messenger RNA of Acipenser ruthenus (sterlet), 7369 nucleotides long. RefSeq names its product stAR-related lipid transfer protein 13-like. Gene Ontology annotation, biological process: signal transduction; actin cytoskeleton organization; regulation of Rho protein signal transduction. Bases 343 to 3930 code for a protein of 1195 amino acids. NCBI's taxonomy places the organism in Eukaryota, Metazoa, Chordata, Actinopteri, Acipenseriformes, Acipenseridae. The transcript has 16 exons. The record is from RefSeq and is a predicted model, not a curated record. Gene Ontology annotation, molecular function: protein binding; lipid binding; GTPase activator activity.
AGCCUGUGUGUCUUGACUUGCGCACACACCAGGGGAAUUCAGUUACUCCUCUGCUGUUUAAGCCAUGUUUAGCCACACCAGCCGUCUUCAAUGAAGUAACUUGGUGUACUCUGUACUCAACAGAAGCAAGAAACAACCACUCAGCAACACAAGAUGCUGUGGUACAAUCAGAUCAAGUAAAUGGGAUUAAUGGGAUAAAUGGGAUUAAACUUUCAGAAGAUAACCAAGAGGAAAGCCUCUGCAGCUAAAGGGCGCAACAAUGUAGCCAAACCAAGCCAAUGGGAAAUACACACUCUGUCUGCAAAUGCUAAGACACUCUUUCUCUGUUAAACUGCUUCAAACAUGGGGGAUCCUGACGGAUGGGAGUAUGGAGUCCUCUUUACAGCUGGAAGCAGCAGUGAUGAUGGAGACCCCGAUUACGCCUCCAUUCCAGAAGACUAUCCCAUCGUUUUGGAGGAUCCAACCAAUGGAGCUAGGCCCUUUCAACCCAAAAGCGUCCGCGUUAUAAAGCACAAGCCCAGCGCCAUAGCAUUCUCCGAAGACUGUACUUGGGCAAUGGUGGAAGAAACCGCUGCCAAGAUUUCGAGUGAAGCAGGUUUCCCUGGGCGUCUGGUUCAGAGGACCUGUGAACAAAUUAAUACAGAGUCUUCUGUAAAGUCCAGGGAACAUGCCAAGCAAGGAGUGAACAUUUCUGGACCCAGAGAUGAAUUGUACAUGUUGAGGGAGUGUCUUGAAGAAAACUAUGAAACAGCCACUUGUCAGUGCUGCCUGGGGCUUCCUUCUCUGUGGGAUAGAAAAGAUGCUGAACUUGAGGCUACGGAAGCUUGUGAUUGGCUUCAGGCAGCUGGAUUUCCGCAAUAUGCACAGCUUUAUGAAGACUCUCUGUUUCCCAUCGACAUCGCCUCUGUGAAAAAGGACCAUGAUUUUCUGGACCGGGACUCGCUGAAAUCCCUUUGCAGGAGACUGACAAUUCUGAACAAGUGUGCCUCUAUGAAGCUGGAAGUCCAUUUCCAGCGCAAACAGAGCGAAGACUCGGAAGAGGAGGACCUGUGUGCCAUCAGUGACCGCUGGGCCUUCCAGCGGGACAGUAAGCGAUGGUCCAGACUGGGGUCCUUCCCUCCUCCCAGCUCUCACAGCCCUGAGGUCCUCCACUCUGACAUGAAAGCCUCAGCCAGCCGGGAGAGCGUCCUCAGCGACUUCAGCGACCUGGAGGGUGUGUCUGUUCUCAGCAGCAGCAGCAGCAGCGCGGGGAGCUCUGGAGGAACCUCGAGGAGUCAGCUCACCAUGGCAGAACCCUACUCCAGCUUCUCCUCCCGUCACUUGGACAUCCCUGCUGUGUCCAGCCGCAGUCUCACAGAGAACCGCUCCUCCAAAGACCUGCUGACUCUCAAGGAGAUGCCAAAGAAGCACAGAUCUCAAAGCUUCCUGAGGAAAAUCGGAUCUUUCAGAAGAAAGGAUAAGGACAGAGAAGCAGCCAGAGCAAAAGACUCCAACACCCAAGGCUGUGACCUCCAGGAAGGGCCACUACAGUCUUCGAUGAGCUGCACAACCAACGAGAGCCUUCCAGGCUUGAAACAGAACAUACCUGAAAGCUCUCAAUUUAAAAGAAGGACGAAGACCAUCUGUAGAGCUACCGCCGGCCAGCCUGCUUCUGAAGGCAGUGGGAAACAGAAACAGAAAACCAAAAGUGGAGGGAUUUACUUAGAGGAUUAUGAGAUGAGCUUAAAGGUUCCCAACUGGACACAACAGCUUCACAGGCCACUGGAUCUGCAGAAGGACUGUGUUGUUUACCUCCCCAGUGACCACAAGCCAGGUACCUUCCCCAAGUCCCUCUCCAUUGAGAGUUUAUGUCCCGCAGCCAAUGAAAAUCUUGGGAACUGGAGAUCGGGCAACAUGUCAUUAGAGAUCUCGAUGUGCAGCAGCAGUGAAUCGCAAGGCUUUGGCAGGUUUCGUCCACGCAGGAACUCGUGCAGCUCCAUGGGAAGCAUCUAUGACAACGUACCUGAAGCGUACGGCAGCUCAGAGGACCUUUUCAAUUUAGGAGCGGGAGGCAUCUGCGACCUGGACGAUAUCCUGCAGCAUGUUCACGGGCUCCAGCACACGAUCGAUCUCUGGUCCAAAAGAGUUUGUCCCGAGCUGGAUGACUUGGAGUCUGAACUGCCCAUUGACCCCAUCUUCCCAUCCAGUGUCCAUUUCGAAGAGCAGUCCAUGUCGGACGUGGGAACCGCAGCUAGUGACUUUGACAGUACAGGGAAUUCUUUAAAUGAAGCAGAAGAGAUGGAAAUGAGGGAACGGAGGGAUUCGGGAGUGGGGGCCUCGUUGACCAGGCCUAGUAGGAAGCUGAGGUGGCACAGUUUCCAGAACUCGCAUCGUCCCAGCCUGACCUCUGCAUCUCUGGAGAUCAACCGCCAGUCAGCCGCUCAGCUCAACCUGCUGCAGAAAUUCUCACUGCUGCGACUCACUGCCAUCAUGGAGAAGUACUCUGUGCCCAAUAAGCAGGGCUGGAGCUGGACGGUGCCAAAGUUCAUGAAGAGAAGUAAAGUUCCUGACUACCGGGACAAGAAAGUGUUUGGGGUUCCCCCGAUCAUCAACGUGCAGCGGAGCGGGCAGCCCCUGCCUCAGAGCAUCCAGCAAGCCAUGCGAUACAUCCGCAGCCAGUGCCUGGACCAGGUUGGUAUCUUCCGGAAGUCAGGUGUGAAGUCUCGGAUCCAGAUGCUGAGGAAGAUGAACGAGACCUCGCCUGACCACGUGAGUUACGAGGGGCAGUCUGCCUAUGACGUGGCGGACAUGCUGAAGCAGUAUUUCAGGGACCUUCCAGAGCCUGUGUUCACCAGCAAGCUGACUGACACCUUUCUCCAGAUCUAUCAGUGUGUCCCGAAGGAGCAGCGUUUGCAGGCUGUGCAGGCGGCCGUCAUCCUCCUGCCAGACGAGAACCGGGAGGUGCUGCAGACCCUGCUGUACUUCCUGAGCGACAUCGCCUCCGCCCAGGACAACCAGAUGACCCCUGGGAACCUGGCCGUGUGCCUGGCCCCCUCCAUCUUCCACCUCAACGUGUCCAAGAAAGAAAGCACCUCCCCCAGAUUGAUACACAGGAGGGGGGCUGCUGGGAAGCCUGAUCAGAAGGACCUGAAUGAGAACAUGGCAGCCACCCAGGGACUCACUCACAUGAUCAUCGAGUGCAAAAAGCUGUUCCAGAUCCCCCAUGACAUGAUGUUGCAGUCCCGAAACUCCUAUGUAGCUGCAGACGCCCACCCACUUCCCCUGGAAGGGCUCAGCAGGAGUCUGCUAGGUGAGCCCAGGGAUUAUCGAGCCUUCCUGGAGGACAGUGUCCAGGGUCUGUUACGAGAAUCGAUGGAGAAGUUUAAAGGCUGGAUUACCACACCAGGACCUGAGAGCACCGAAUUAUCAUACAAAAAGGCUGGGGACGGGCACCCCAUUCGUCUGUGGAAGGUCUCCACAGAAAUCGAGGCUCCACCACUCACAGUGCUGCACAGAGUGCUGAGAGAGCGCCACCUGUGGGAUGACGAUUUACUGCACGGCAGGGUGAUUGAGGCCCUGGACAAGAACACUGAAAUCUAUCACUACGUCACAGACAGCAUGGCACCUCAUCCGAGAAGGGAUUUCAUCGUGUUAAGAAAGUGGCACAGUGAUCUUCCGAAGGGGGUGUGUGUGCUCGUGUGCGCCUCGGUGGAACACGACAAGGUGCAGCUGGAAGGCGGCGUGCGCGCGCUGCUCCUGAGCUCCAGGUACCUCAUCGAACCCUGUGGGAUGGGCCGCUCCAGACUGACGCACGUCUGCCGUGCCGACCUCAGGGGCCGCUCUCCUGAAUGGUAUAACAAGGUGUUUGGACAUCUCUGCGCAGUGGAGGUUGCUAGGAUACGAGACUCUUUCCCUGUGUUAACAGCGCGGGGGCCUGAAACCAAGCUGUAGAGCGUCUCCAGGAUUCCUGCUUCUGACGAUCAGUAAAGGUCUACACAGCCCGGAUCACCUUCACAAUACACAGGGACUCAUUUAAGUUCUGUCUGACAGAGGAAAUGCAGCCAGUGUAUAAUAGAAAAAUGCAUGGCUGAAGGCUAGUUGGAGGCAUGAUCCAAUUUGCUGAGUUUUUUAAAUUGUGUUUCAUGAAAGGAAAAGAGUUACCUGGGUAUCGGAGAAAAGUCACAAGUGAGGCAAAUUAACACGCUUGAAAUGUCUAGCGGCCUGCACAAAAACAAAAUAGAUGGUUAAUAACUGAUGUCUGUACAGGACCGUGACACAGUCAAAGAGGUCAGGCAUUACAGCAGCAAGACAAACAUGAGAUGGUUUUGUGUUGGGGCCUUGGGACGCAGAAUGGGUUUGGAUGUGGUUUGGGAUUUCCAUUUUUAAAUAAGCUGUAGUAUUCUUUUUGUGACGUAAGCAAUGCAGAGUAACAGCUGCAUCAUGUGAUGAGAGCAGUGGGGAUAAAGCGAAGUCCCAGGACUACAGGAAGGGCAGUAGAACACGCACAGUGCGUUGCAAGGAAAUUCUAUACCAUGUCUGUGUCAGCACACAUUAGGCAACCAGUGCUGCACCAUUGUUGGAUGGCAAUCAGAAAAAGAACAGGGGUAUUGAAAGAAAUACUGAACAGGGAGGGAAAUGUGUUUUAGAUGAGGAUCCAUUUUCAGGGAACGCUUGUGGAUAUCACUCAAGGUAUUUCACAAAAGGCCUAUAAGAUGGGUAAUUUGAAAAAGGAAAAAAAAAAUGGCAACAUUUAUCUAAUGGAAUGUUUUUUUUUUUCUUUUUGCUGCUAUGCCUGCUUGUCGGAUUAUCACCAGGCAUUAAACACGUGUACAUACAUUUACUCGUACCAAAUUGAAUAAUGUUGUUUGUUUUUUGCAGGCUAGUUUUCUAAACUCAGGAGGGGUUAUUAACUUGCUGCAAUGCACAUUGUAACUCAUUGCCGCAUGGCUGCGGAAACUAAUGAGGCUAAUCCCCUUUUUCAUAUAUGACUGCACUGUACAAACGUGAAACAUUGUUUAGAUUUCUUAAUUGUAAAUAAGAUGCUAUACUAUUUUGUUAAAGCACCUUUUUGUUGAACUAAACACCAGUAGGAGUGCUUUAAUCAGUAAUGUUUAAUGGGACUGCCAUCAUUUUGGCAAAAAGAAGAUAGAAUAUUGUCCAUUGUUAUUGAUGUGUCACAUUACCUAGUGGACUAGGCAGGGAGUCAAAUUGACCCUUUUUUAACGCUGUUCGUUUUCAGGCAUGUGUUUGUGUACACAUGUCUGCAUAAUGAACUAUUUAGUACAGGUUUAGCCAGUGCUGUUGCACAUUUCACAGUCAUAGCAAAGGUCAAUCUCAGAAUGAGCCUCUGAAAAUAAUUCUGUUCUGCUUGUGCACCAUACGCUUACAUGCAGGUCAUUAAUAAUAGUAGUAAUAAUAAUAAUAAUAAUAAUGAAAGGGACACAUGAGAGGGAAAGGGUUUUCUGACUGCACAAUGUACCAGGGAGGUUAGAUUUUAUUUUAUUAUCACAAAAAAAUGCAUUAAUUGCAUUUCAUCUUCACUAGACCAUAAUACAAUGUAUGUGUAGUUUUAAUAUAUUUAUAUAUGUUGGUCAUUUUGUUAAACUGCCUUGAAAUUGAUUUGUUCAAAGGCCCUGGUUGACGGCAUGACUGACUGUAAAAUGGAAACAUAUUGUUAUUUAAAAAAAAAUGUUGGGGGCUGCAGAUUUAAAGUUACAGUAACUUGGCCAUUUAUCAUAUCACUGAGAACACCACUAUCCACGACAAAUUAAAGGAAAGCACCAUUACACAACAGAGUAUUGUAUUUCAUUUUUUUUGCAUUUACUAUAGCUGCAAGGUCUUUUACUAAAGUAUCAGCUUAACACAUGGUAACAUUAAUAUUACUGUGGAUACCGGGAAUUAAAAAAAACAAAAAAAAAAACAUUUAUGUUCGUCACCAUGGUUUCUUGAUGAUGAUGAUGAUUAUUAUUAUUAUUAUUAUUAUUAUUAUUAUUAUUAUUAUUAUUAUUAUUAUUAUUAUUAUUAUUGUUGUUGUUUUAAGUGUUACUGUAGCUUUAAUGGCUGCUGCUUUUCUUUUUUCUUUUUUUUUUAAAUUAGGAAUUGACUUGUUCUUUUGACAGAGGUUAUCCGAGGCAGCCCUUCUAAGGAACAAAAACGAAUGUGAUCUCUCAUGUCAUCUUUUAAAGCUGUCUUUCCUCCCAGUGGGUAGCAGGUGUUCUGUGCUGUUACUCAAUGUAAUUCCAAUACCUUUGGGCUAUUUAUUUCAUGCCAGGUAAUAUUGACAUGAAAUCGCUAAAACUCUCCCACCAUGUGCCGGUCUGGUUCAAGAUGGAAUACUGUUAGUGUAAAUAAAAUAAUUAUAAUUAAAAAAAAUGCCUUGAUGCGCUUUGAGUAUUCCAUAUAAGAUGUAUGUGCAUAUUUACGUUACUGCUGUAGAACCCUCCUGCCGUAAUUUGCAAACAGUGCAGUUUUAUUUGUUUUAGUGUGUUGGGCAUUAUGUGUAAUAUGUAACACUGCUAUCUUAUGAUUCUUGUAAAAUAUCUGCAUAAUGUGAAACUGUACCAUACAGUAGAAGCUGAAACCUGGUUGGGAAGGGGUUCAGAAUUCAUUUUAAUUUUAAAGCAGAGAGAUGUUAGCUAGAAACGCCAAAAUUGUCAGUCUUUGUAAGGUUAUUGCACCAUACUCAAUUUAAUUUUUUUUAACACUGGAAAAGGAAAACUUCUUGUCUUGGUCUUAUAGAAUGCCCGUUUUUUUUCCCUCCCUAUCUUAUGUUGACGACAAAGUCAGAUUUCAACGUUUUUGAGAAGAAAACGCAAGGAUGUUUCUGCUCUGCAUUAUGGUGUGUGUGUGUGUGUGUGUGUAAAGUUACAUUGUUAUAUUUCAGGGCUUGAUACCUUGAAUUUUUUUUUUUUAAUGGGAUAACUCUAAUGGCUCUAAUUUCUGUGCUCUACCUUGUACGGCAGCUAAUGUUUCCAAAUUUUCAUUUUAGAAAGUUUAUGAAGAAAAUCCAAAAAGGGACCUACAACAGUGGUUUCAAUGUGUUUUUAAACGUGUGUGAAUCUUUAAAACAACAGUGCCUGUGACUGACAAGUAUUACAUUCCCUGUAUAAAACUAAUACAUGUAUUCAUGUCUAAUAGCUCUUUGUAACCUUUUUUUUGCUACUGUUUAUCAAACAGAUAAUAUAUGAUUUUGUAUUCUAUAAUUACAUAAAACUGCCAAUAAUAGGCUAGCCAUGACACAGGUUAUUUUUAUUUUAAAUAAUAAAUAUUUAAGUAUUUUAUUUAUGUUUCAGACAUUUCACUUUUUGAACGAGCUUUCCUGCUACCUGUAUAUAUUCUGUGGCCUUGAAUGUACGCAGCUUAACAAUAAACCUAAUGUUUACAAAAGGGA